UGUCGUGUUGGCUGGAGGGUCAUGAAGGGAAAGACGGUAUUAUCCCUGGUUACCAAACUCCCCCCGUCCCCAGAUCAGUAGAGGUCGUUGGAAGAGAACUUAGCUCUGACUGGGCCGCCUAGGAGGAGCCGUAAUAGGGCCUCCUGGUCGCCAUUUGAGACGAGACAGUGGGCUUUGGCGGGGGGAACUGGGGGGAGGGUGUGUGUGUAUGUGUGUGUGUGUGCGCGUGCGUGCUUGCGUGUGUACAUUGGACAUACUUUUUGCUCAUCGACGCUGUCAGCCGCCAUCGGGGUCCAGUUAGAAGUUAGGGUCGAGCAACUCGGUGUUCCCGACUCCAUGGUCUGGGGGAGGAUGCUUAUUUUGUUUGCGUGGUAUUCAGAAAUGUGAUAGCCCUUAUUUAGUCAAACAACUUCAUUUGUAAAUUUGGAAUGCUGAAGAAACGUUACAGACUUUGAUAUUGAAAAAAAUGAAGAGAAACCUAAGUGAAAAUUCAACUCGAAGUACAGCAGGCUGUUUGCCUGUACCAUUGUUCAAUCAGAAGAAGAGGAAUAGACAGCCAUUAACAUCCAAUCCACUUACAAAUGAUCCAAGUAGCAGUACUGCUUCUGACAGUUAUGAUUUCCCUCCUUUACCACCAGAUUGGGCUUGGGAAGCUGUGAAUCCAGAGUUUCCUCCUUCAAUGAAAACAGUGAACACAGGGCAAAUACCACAUUCAGUUUCUCAUCCUCUGAGAAGUCAAGAUUCCGUGUCUAAGUCUAUUCAAUUAAAUACUGAAAGAAGCAAGAGUCACUGGAGCUACAAGGAUGGCAGCAAAAAUACCAGCUGGAAACCAUCGGACAGAAAUGAUGUUAGGCCUCAAUGCAAAAGAACAAACCUGGUGGCAAAUGAUGGAAUAAAUUCCUGUUGGGGAGCUCAGCAAGGGAAACAAUUAAGAAUAUCAGAACCUCCUAACUUAUCUCACCAAAGAGAAGCCAAAGUACUCAGACAAACACAUUCGUCAGAAAUACCUGGCUCCACAAUGAGAGGUCUAGACAAAAGCAGUGCUUUACAGGCAUUUAAACCAAGUUUUCAACAAAGUUUAUUUAAGAAGAAAAUGUUGGAUGAUAUUCCAGAAAAAAGUAGUCUUAAGGAAAGCUCAUUUUAUCAGUUAAAGCUCAAGGAAAAAGAUAAUUCUUUAAGAAUUAUAUCUGCAGUUAUUGAAAGCAUGAAGUACUGGCGUGAACGUGCACAGAAAACUGUACUUCUUUUUGAAAUACUGGCUGUUCUCGAUUCAGCUGUUACACCUGGUCCAUAUUAUUCAAAGACCUUCCUUAUGAGAGAUGGGAAAAACACUCUGCCUUGUGUAUUUUAUGAAAUAGAUCGUGAACUUCCAAGACUGAUUAGAGGCCGAGUUCACAGGUGUGUUGGAAACUAUGACCAGAAAAAGAAUAUUUUCAAAUGUGUUUCUGUUAGACCAGCAUCUGUUUCUGAACAAAAAACUUUCCAAGCCUUUGUUAAAAUUGUAGAUGCUGAGAUGAAAUAUUAUACUGAUACAAUGAAUGAAAUUUAAAUAGUAAUAAGGGAAGUUUAAAUAUUAUAAUUUAAAGCAUUUUCUUAUUGUUUAAAUGAUCAUCUCCAUACUUAUAGCUGUUGUUUUUUGUAGUUCAUU
Mustela erminea (ermine) is the source of this 1648-nucleotide messenger RNA. RefSeq names its product spermatogenesis associated 22 (gene SPATA22). Gene Ontology annotation, biological process: meiotic DNA repair synthesis; gamete generation; homologous chromosome pairing at meiosis. The transcript is spliced from 9 exons. The record is from RefSeq and is a predicted model, not a curated record. Lineage: Eukaryota; Metazoa; Chordata; Mammalia; Carnivora; Mustelidae. The coding region runs from base 467 to 1549 and encodes 360 amino acids.